AUGGCGGAGUUUGAAGGAGGAAACGGUCCAAAGCCCAAGAGGCCUAGCAGAAAGCUCACGUGGGCUUCGGUAGCCCAACCAGCUCUCGAAAAGGCGCGAAAAUCUUCCCAAACGCAAAUUCUAGUAACCAUCUUCUUCGUAAUCUUCGUCACUUGCGCACUCUUCAACGCCUUUCCCAACCGCCACACCACCAUGCCAGAAUCCGAAUCCGACGACAACUCCGGCUUUGACAUGACAGUGAAUUUCGCCUCCGCCAGCCAACCCUGCUCCGACGCCGCCGCCAUAGCCACUGCAGAUUCCUCGUCCUCCGCCAUUAAGGUCUACAUGUACGACCUUCCCAUUCGGUUCACCUACGGUGUCAUCGCCGCCCGGUCUGCCUCACGAGGCGGCGGCAGGCCGGAGAAUCUAACCUCCCUGAGCUACCCGGGACACCAGCACAUGGGAGAGUGGUUUCUGUUCCUGGACAUGAAUCGUCCAGAGUCAGAUCGGGUAGGGUCACCGGUGACCCGGGUGAUGGACCCGGAAGAAGCGGAGCUGUUCUACGUGCCGUUCUUCUCGUCGCUGAGCCAGCUGGUGUCGACGAGCCAACAAGGUGAUGGGUCGGAGGCGGCAUACAGCGACGAGGAGACGCAGGAAGCGCUGGUGGAAUGGCUGGAGGGACAGAAGUACUGGCAGAGGAACGGAGGGAGGGACCACGUGUUCACGGCGGCGGACCCGAAGUCGCUGUUGCAUGUGAUGGAUAAGGUGAAGAAUAGUGUGCUUCUUGUGGUUGGGUUUGGGAGGUUGAGAGGGGAUCAGGGUUCUCUGGUGAAGGAUGUGGUGGUUCCUUACCCUCAUAGACUCAGAACCUAUGAGGGUGAUCUUGGUCUCCAGAAUCGUCCCACCUUGCUUUUCUUCAUGGGUGCUCGCUUUCGCAAGGAGGAAGGGAGAAUUCGUGAUGUACUGUUUCAAGUCCUCGAAAAUGAACGGGACGCUAUAAUAAAGCAUGGAGUUCAAUCGACAGAGAACAGAAGAGAAGCAUCAAAUGGAAUGCACACAUCAAAGUUCUGCUUGAACCCUGUUGGAGACACUUCAACUUCUUGCCGCCUCUUUGACUCCAUAGUUAGCCUCUGUGUUCCGGUGAUCGUUAGUGAUACCAUUGAGGUGCCCUUUGAAGAUACCAUUGAUUAUAGAAAGAUAGCAAUCUUUGUAGAAUCUGCUGCUGCUGUCAAACCUGGAUAUUUGAUGUCGCUGUUGAGAGCAAUUCCUCCUGAGAGAAUUGUUGAAUAUCAAAGAGAAAUGCUAAAGGUAAGACGAUACUUUCAAUAUGGUGUAUCAAAUGGAGCAGUGGAUGAAAUCUGGCGCCAAGUUACAAAAAAGUUACCAUUGAUUAAGCUAAUGAGCAAUCGUGACAAAAGGUUGGUAAUAAAGGAAUCAGAUUGUUCUUGCGUAUGUGCAAAUCCAACUACUAACAGAACUCCAUAG
This is a messenger RNA of Arachis stenosperma, 1464 nucleotides long. RefSeq names its product probable arabinosyltransferase ARAD1. Gene Ontology annotation, molecular function: glycosyltransferase activity. Bases 1 to 1464 code for a protein of 487 amino acids. The record is from RefSeq and is a predicted model, not a curated record. The transcript has 3 exons. NCBI's taxonomy places the organism in Eukaryota, Viridiplantae, Streptophyta, Magnoliopsida, Fabales, Fabaceae.